CGCCGAGGGUCGAAGAGGAAAACGCCACGCCCACCUCCCAGAUCCUUCUCUUUCGUUCGAGGUUUAGGCCACGUGACAAGGACGCUUCCCUAGGGUGGUUGAUUUUGGGGGGAGGGGGGCGAGUGUUCCCUCGCCGCCGCACGGGGGAAAGGAUUAAUCGCGUGGAACCGGAGACAGAAGGGAGGGGGCGGGGGAACCAGGCACCUUCUCUUCGGUCCACGCGUCACUCCUCACGCGCGCACCGCCCAACGGCCGCCUCACGUGACUGCAGACUUCGCCCGGCCGGGAAGUGAAGCGGUUUGGGGGCAAGUUCAGGCGCUCCUUUUUUUCUGUUCCUCGGUCGUCCUCGCUAGGCGACGCGUUCUUGCUGCCUUCGGUAGCCGCUGGCAUGAUGAGUCCCUGCAGCCGCAACAGCAGCAACGGCCUCCGGUGGAGCCCCGUAGGCUGGGCGCUGCUUCUCCUCGUCGCCUCCUGCUUCACCUCGCUUUUGGGAGAAGCCGCCACAGAAGAUACUCCUACCACAACCACUGCACCUACCACCUCAAAUGCUACAGCUGCAGAUGACUGUGGAAGCUAUACCAACUGUAGUUCCUGUAUUGCUCAGUCUCAUCUGAACUGCACAUGGCUUCAGUGCACAGAUAACAACUCCUACUGCACAAACACAACAAAAGGUGGUUGCACUGAAAAUCUAACAUGUUCAGAUAUUCCUACUACAAGCAUUGCACCUAUCAUUUCAAACACUACAGCUGCAGCAGGUAACAUAACUAACACAACAACAUCACAUCCAGUAAGCACUAUGUCGCCCAAUACUACCGUACUCACGAGUACUGCAGCUUCUAAUACAACCAGUACAUCAGGCACAGUGUCUCCAAAGCCAACUUCCAAACCAUCGCCUCGCACAUCAACUUUUGAUGCUGCCAGCUUCAUUGGUGGUAUUGUCCUUGUGCUUGGUCUGCAAGCAGUAAUCUUCUUUCUCUAUAAAUUUUGCAAGUCCAAAGAUCAAAACUAUCAUACUCUCUAGGGUAUGUUACUUUUAAUGGACUUAAAAUAGUUCAAUAUUCGUUGUUAGCUGCACCAAAAGAUCUUUAUUCCUUAUAGAAAACAGUAAAUCAAAAUAUUAUUUUUCCGACUUUUUAAAAGGAAUAUAUUCCUGCAACAUGCUUGGAAGAAGGUUGUGUGAAACAAUGUCUUAUGCUACAAGAACACUUGCAAUAUUCUGCAUGAAUCCUUAUUGGCUGUCUUAAAUUUUUUAGUAGCUGCUGCUGUGGAACAGUUUUCUGUACAUUACAGAUGUAGACAUUAAAUAGUUAUUGUAUUCAGUGGCAGCAGAAUUAUUAGUAGGUAAUAUUACAACUGCAAUGAAUAAAUUAGUCUUGUAUGCAGUGUCCCCUAUAUAAUUAUUAAAAUGUGAAUUGCCGGUGACUUGGCAUAACACUGUUUGUGAGAAUUAUGGCUUUUUAUUAUGUUCUGCUAAAAGAUUGGGGCAAAUUUGUAGAAUGUUAUCUUUUUUCUGUAGGAAUUAAGGAAGCCCGUAUUUUUAUAUACUAGUUGUCAGAUGGAUAAUUGUUUUCUAAUUUAUGUGUAAGCAGCCAUAGGAGGAAUAAUGAUCAUUCUUGAUUCAUAAGCAGUAAAGAUCAGUGCCUUAAUCAGUAGGCUGCAAAUUGCAAUGUUUGUGCCAUGUUAUUUGUUUGAGGUGCAGUAAAUGUCAUUCUAUUUGUGUCAGAUUUUCUCCAGUACACGUUUAAUUGAUUCUAGUGAAGAAAUAAAAGAAUAGCAAAUCUUCAUGUA
This is a messenger RNA of Pogona vitticeps (central bearded dragon), 1788 nucleotides long. It is a transcript of the gene CD164, whose product is annotated as CD164 molecule. NCBI's taxonomy places the organism in Eukaryota, Metazoa, Chordata, Lepidosauria, Squamata, Agamidae. The record is from RefSeq and is a predicted model, not a curated record. Gene Ontology annotation, cellular component: cytoplasmic vesicle.